AUGUCGGUGUCGGUGUCGAUCCACGCUCCAAUGACAUCAAGUCUUAUGAAAAACGCAAGGUUAAUAAGGCAGGGCAUCCUUACCAAAGCUAAACCCGUCUCCCCCGACGCAGAGUUUCCCGCGCCGGCUACCUUCGCAUUUGGUGUUGCCGUGUCGACCAGUCUCACUAAUGCAGCUGGGGUGAUGCUCAAAGGCUACUCAUUUAGCUUUGAUGCUAGAUACACGUCGAAACAAUAUUCCAACGUAAAGGCGCUCAUUUUGACCCUCAUGGAAACAUGGUGCAAAUAUGUCUUUGUUGUGAUCUCAAGAGCCAUCCAGAACUACGACAAAAGAAGACACAAUGGGGUUCGUAUCCAAGUAUCUCAUGGUAGCCCUGCGGUUGUGGGAACUCAUCUCUCGGUCAUUAUUCUCGGCAUUCUCGCCCGCUUUCUCCAUCUGCUCACCAAGGCGGGAGCUGAGCACGAUGGGCGCGUUAUAUACGCCAUCUCCUUCGCCGUAAUCAGCACCCUAUACUCAAUAUUGUUCAUGCCGCCGUUCAUGCACGCGUUCCUAGCACUUCCAGCCGACUUCGUGCUCUUUGUGACGUGGCUUGUUGCUUUCUGCCUUUUAAUAGUGUAUAUCGUGUCUAGCGUUCGGCGGUACUAUCCGUUUCCCGUCCUAGGGCCCGGCGACAUCAAUUACGAUGGGUGUGGUCAGUGGAGAGCUGUUUUGGCUUUCUCGUUUAUCGUGUCCUUCACCUAUCUCGUCAGCGCCAUUUUGGGUUGUUCUAUGUUGGCUGGCGGAAAUUUGAAGUCGGGCCAGACCAAAGAUGAGGCAAUCGUAGCAUUUCGUUUGGACGGGAUGGUACUCUUUGGUCGUAGCACCUUGGCAUAUCAGCGGGAAAUCGUUGCAUCUUUCGAGCUGCCAAGGACAGUCUGGUAUGGAGUUGCACUUUUGUGCGCUCGCGGCGAUUCCGCCAGGGUGGAUUCGUGGAAGGCGCAAGUGAUUGGUGCGCAGCGAGCGAGAUCCGCUUUCUCAUCCCAGGAUCCUGUCAGAGCUGGAGCGAGCUAAGAGUAGUCGGGAUCAUUAGCUAUCCCAGCCUGCAUCGUUGCUUCGUCGUGAUCUCUUUGUGACUUCAAAAGGGUCGAGGGGCCACCGUGUGAAACCAGCCGUGACGGAGGUAACCGUAGGGGAAGAGAGUUUCGGUGCCUUUUGGCAAAGUGCGAUCCAGCGCAAGGGCAUCGCCAUAACUGCUUCGGGAAAGUGAAACUCUUUCCAGAGUGCUCCAAUCUGUCAUGUCCGUUUCUCAACCUAGAUCAUACAGAGACCAUGAGAAGACAAUCUUGCGACGGAAACGCCACUCCAGUGCCGGGUGAUUCGCAGCAAUCCACGCAGCAGUUCACGAACCUCCCCAUUGGAAAGGUCACUUUCCCCUCUUAGUUCCUUAACUCCGCCGUGACUGACAUAUUACAGCGAAACAGAGUCAUGCAGACAUAAUCAUAG
Lasiosphaeria miniovina is the source of this 1482-nucleotide messenger RNA. RefSeq lists its product as uncharacterized. Lineage: Eukaryota; Fungi; Ascomycota; Sordariomycetes; Sordariales; Lasiosphaeriaceae. Gene Ontology annotation, cellular component: membrane. The coding region runs from base 1 to 1050 and encodes 349 amino acids. The transcript has 13 exons. The record is from RefSeq and is a predicted model, not a curated record.